AUGGCAACCAAGGCCAACGCAUGCAAUAGCAUGCGGAAUUUUACCCUGGCUCUGGGCUCACGUCGAGCAGACUACUUUGGUCAUGUUAUCACUCGAGGGCUCCGACAGCCCAGAUUACGUCCGUCGUCGCCCCAACAGACUUUCGCAACGCCAACUUCACGACCGUUUACUUCGUCCUCUCGUCCGGUGAUAUUGUCCAAAGGGACUGGGAAAGAUAAUUAUAAGACUCAAUUGCACGAUGGAUCCAAAAAAGCGACCCUGUCUACCAUGAGAUGUCAUCGACCCGCGAAGGCCUCUUUGCAUACUUCGGCACCGACACAUAACGGUUCGGCUGCAGUGACUUCGCAAAGUGAUGAAAGUCUUUCUGAAGUCAAUUCAUCGCUUCCCCCAAGUCCAAAGCCUAAGCAAGAAUUUAUUAAGAAGGCAUCUAUGAAGAUGCAAGCCAUGUGUGCAUGGCUUGACGUGAAGACAGAAUUAGGACACAUUCAGUUUGCGUCUGCAUCGACUGUUUCACGUACCGUCCCGGGUUCAUGGUUUGAUUAUGAGCUCUAUAAUCCCGCUACGGAGAAACUGUGGAAAUAUUCUGCAUGGAGUAAGCACACAACCGUAUGCUUUCUUCCCUUUCUCUCUCUGUGUAUCAACAUUAUCGAGGCAUAA
Penicillium malachiteum is the source of this 657-nucleotide messenger RNA. RefSeq lists its product as uncharacterized. Bases 1 to 657 code for a protein of 218 amino acids. The record is from RefSeq and is a predicted model, not a curated record. The transcript has a single exon. NCBI's taxonomy places the organism in Eukaryota, Fungi, Ascomycota, Eurotiomycetes, Eurotiales, Aspergillaceae.